Molecule: messenger RNA, 1419 nt
Organism: Heterobilharzia americana
Lineage: Eukaryota; Metazoa; Platyhelminthes; Trematoda; Strigeidida; Schistosomatidae
Source: the annotation of a GenBank genome assembly
AUGAUAACCGUACAAAUUAUCGCAGACCAAAUUUUCAAGCUCAGACAUUUACGCAGUGGCUCCGCUGCUCGGCUUGCUGGUUGGGAACAAAUUAGCACGGUUGAAGAAGAAGACGAUGAAAAUUAUGAUCGAAAGGGGGAGACUUCCGUUAUUACUCUACCUGGAGGACCAGUGGCGACAGGACAAACAAGAAGGCUACAUGGAUCAACUUGUACAAAUAAAACCAAUAACUCAACUGGAAUAAUAAUCAAAUCACUGAUAAAUCAAAAUGAAUUGUUACGUCAGGAUGAUGUAAAUUUCUUAAAUUUUGUAAAUAAAGAAGACUGUGAUAGAAUAAGGCCUACUGAGAGAAAAACACAAAGAAAAACCGUUCAUCACGUUAAAUUUACCUGUCCUCGGAUAAAACAUUCAUUUUCCUUCUCAUCAUCUUCAUCACUACCACCACCACCAGCAGCAGCAGCAGCGACAAAAACAACAGCAACAUCAUCAUUAUUAAAGCCUAAUGAAUGGAUUCCAUUGAAAAUUUUUCAAAAAGUAGCGACUGUUGGUACUGUUAAACGAACGCAAAGUGAAUUCGAUAUUUCUGUAAUAAGUAAUAAUAAGAAUAUUGUAAACAGUGCUAGUAACAAUAUACCUAGUAAUUUACCUAGUUGUGAAACAGGUGACUUAUCAUCCACAGAACCAUAUAGUCAUAUUCUACGUGUCCCAAUUCUCGGUAGUCGUCAAUCUGGUAAAACAACAUUAGUUAAACAAUUUAUAAACUGUAUAGAUCCUGGAAAUCCAUUACCCACAUGUAAUAAUCCAGAUUAUUAUGAUCCCAUGAUAUCAUUCAAUGAUCGUCUUUAUCAUGUACGUUUAAUAGACUGUCCACCUAUUGAAAAGAAAUUUCCUACAAGUUCUAUUGAUGAGUGGGAAAGAUAUCGUGGUUGGGGAUUGAGGAAUGCAUCAGCAUUUAUUCUAGUUUUUGAUGUCAAUUCGGAAUUAUCAUUUCAGUAUAUACGACAGUUACGUGAUCAGAUUAUCAGUGAAUUUAGUGAUAUACCCUUACUUUUAGUAGCUAACAAAAUUGACUCGUUACAACAACCAACCAGUGGAUCAAAUUCAGCGAAUGCUUUACCUUCAUUUUGUUCUUCUUCAUCAUCCUCAGCAAUGACAUUAUCAACACCAGGACCAUUACAGAGUACUACUUCAAACAGUCACAAUAAUCGAUACAAUAUACGUCGUGAUGUCAAUAUAAUUAUUAAAAAACAGUGGAAACGUACUGUACUUGUUGAGUGUUCAGCUAAAUACAAUUGGCAUGUUAUGAAUGUUUUUAAAGAAUUGAUGCGUAUUCUAGAGAGUAGAGAACAAGCACACAAGGCUACAGCUGCUAGAGCUGUACAAAAUGCUCUAAGGAAUAACCAGUGUUCUAUUAUGUAA